GGACAAUCGGUUAAAGUUUCAUUUCUGGGCCACUUAGAAGUAUUGUAUGUAACCGGGAUAAACACAAUUCUUGACAGGAGAAUGCGAAUGGCACGAAGUCCUUCACGUCUGAUCCACAAUUUUACCACCAGGAAUACAGGAACUCAAUCGCGGGUCGCCCCCACGAUUUUUUCGCUUCGUUCCCUCUAGGAAUUUCAAGUUUGAAGUCGAUACUUCACCUUACUUACGCAGACAUCGCCUUUCGUUUCGAGUUCGACGUCGACUCCCUCUUUCUGUAUGUUUCGCUCCAUUUGAUUUUUACAUCUCGAUCGGCAUCGGUUUCUUCUGCGAAAAUGUCGGUAGUUACAAUGGAAUUCGAGUAUGUAUCCGAUGCCUCUUUGAUCAACGAUCAUUGAUUUUGGCAACUUGCAGCUCGGACCCCUCCUACCUCUUCAGAAUUGAAUAAGAUAGCGGUACUAGAUUCCAAAAUGGAGGCGAAGCCGUCAAAUUUAAAAGACGUGGAGCCGAGCGAGGGGACCGCAGCUCUGAAGCUUGCGCCCUUCGCAAGUCCACCGGGGAAGACUGCACUACAUCUCGGAAACUUGUUUACCGAAGAGCAGAACCUGGAGAUCGCGAGGCUGGGGAAGAAUCUGAGGAAGAAGUGUGUCAAGUCCACUCUCCAGGAGAUGCAACAAUUUUUGGAUCAAGUUCAGGAGGAACACGGCGAAAGGUUUCUCUUCGCAGUCCUCCAAGCCGGUAAUCGUAAUGCGAAGCAGGCAAUUCACUUCGCGUCGCAGCUCGCGAGCCAUGUGGAGGUCUUGCGGCACCUAAUCCAACGUCGUGCAAACGUAAAUGCGUGCACCGUGCGGGGACACACGCCAUUGCUGUACUUGAAAUUCGUUUUUUUCAAUGCUCCCCAAAGAAAUUUGAAUUUGUUUAAAAAAGAAUUUUGCCGUCGUGCACGUUGGACGAUGAUAAACCCAAACUUUUUUCCCUCCUUCGCACAGGUUCGCCGCCGGACGGGGUCGGUCGGAGCACGUGCAUCUGCUGCUCGACUGUCGUGCGAGUCCUCUAGUCCGCACGGUCUGCGGUGAUACUGCCGCGGGGAUGGCGGUCGGGCGCGUGGAUGCGCAGACGCUCCAACGUCUUCGCACCGCGGAGGAGCAGGGGGUCCGCCCAAGAUUGGCCGACAGUCCCUUGCCGUAUCAGUCGCCGAUUCUUCUUGUCGAUGAUGUGUUCGGCGGAACAAACAAGCAGGAUGACGACCAAACCGAUGCUGUAAAUUCGGGACGUGCAUCAAAUCCUGACGACGCAUCUGAAGCCGCCGAUUUUCUUCUGGCUCAGAACCAUCCAGACGUGAUCCGUCGCCCGCGGACCGACUCUUCGUUCGACUACAGCGGCGAUUCGAAUUUGCACCCGCGCACGAAGGGGAAGAAGAAAAAAGGGCCUGCGGACAAAAGAGCUAUGCUGAUUCAGAACAAAGGAGUAUCCUGAGUAAAAACGUACCCACACCAGAGUCAGGAUGGGGAUUUUGCAACACAAACCUAGGAGCUUUGUGAGUCACGCAUGACAAGUUGCGCGAUGCAGUGUAGUGCAGGUUAGCAAGUGCAGCCGCGUCACAGAUUCGUCUGCUCAUCCUGUUCACACCAUCACAAAUUCCAAAACACGACUGGAAAUGGCUCUCAUGGGGAUGCGCAUUACAAGUCUUCCUGUCUUUGCAAGUCUGCAAUACAACUCUGGUGUGGGUACGUUUUUACUCAGGAUAAGGAGCUGCUGCCAGGAAGAACUCGGACUCCGACACUUCGACUUCUACCACGGGCGGCACCGGCUCCGCGCGUAGUAGCAACGACCUGGAGCAGGUAGAGCAGCAGAGUCAGGAAAGCGGAGAUUUGUCGCCAGCAAUGUCAUUUGCUCCUGCGCCAAGAAGGGACCAAGAGAGUCAGGAAGCUGCGAGGGUAGAGAAGCCAGGGUUCUUGUCGCCGCGUGAAAAUGAACUACUACCCACAUCGCAGGCCGCAGAGCGAAUCGAGAGCAAGGCCGACGACGUCGACGCGCAGAGCAAGGCCAAUCUCCACAGCUACCUGCUACGUGAAGCGACUUCCACGCCAAAAAAGAACACCGCCGCACCAGCAGCAUCUACAACUAGGUUGGAUGAUGAUCUUUCGUCCGGGGAGCGAAUGCGGGGAGAUACUACUCGCGAGGACGUCGAGGUCGAGCAGCCGAUCGACAGGGAGGAGGUAGAGGAGCUCGUUAUGGGCACCGUAGACAGCAGCAAGUACUUGGACUUUCGGUGCGACCCGGAUGCUAUUGCAGCGCAAAAGGAACACAUUGUGCAGUGCAAGCACUGCCGGAAAAAUCCGUCCAACUGGCGUCACCUUUUCGGGGACGACGAGGCAGGAUUUGCGGCGUUGGUUUGCAAACUAGCCCAGUACAACAAAGCGGAGAACUAUCCGGAAGAAAGUGCGGAUGUGAUCGUCGGAAUCAACGCGACGAGGGGUCAACAUCAGGACAAUUUCUUCAUCAAUAGUCGUCGCACCGCGGCCGAUUCGGACAUGCCAGACACGGUAUCUCAAGAGACGUUCUUCAGCUCUUUUUGUGCGACAACUACGACUUCUGAGGACAUGCGGUCCAUCGCGAUAAAGUUCCUUCGGGACUUUUACGCCGUCGACACAAGACCUUUCGCGAUGGUGAUGCAACGGUUCGCGAAAACGCUGGGCGAGGCAGUGCGACGACUCAUGGAUCGUGCUAGCCCCGCGGUCUCUGCGUCUGAAAAGGCUGCAGAGCCAAUUUUUAUCUACAUGUCGGCUUUUUUUCAAGAGCCCAACUUUCUCAAGAAUCACCCCGAAGACCGAAAGUGCGUUCGUGUCUGCUGUGCUGCCGCGUUGGAAGCUUUGAGGCACGCGAUUGUUCCGCGUGCUGUCUCAUCGCCGACGAAAGGAGCGUCAUUCGGCGAAGACACGGGAAACGCGGAGGAUGGUCAGCUCAAGAGUGAAGCAAGGGUUGAGGAGGUCUCAUCUACACCCUCCGGAUUGGGAACUGUCGACGAUGCGCCGUCCGGCGAAUGCUUUUACACCGCACCUCUGCGGGGCGACAUUCCGUGGUGGGUGGCUAGGAUGCAGGACAAGGAAAGGUCUGCGAUCGACGGGCCGAUCUGUUUGCCAGUGGGUCGUGACAAGACAACUGAAUCAGGAGCAGGAAAGCAGACACACGUUAAUGAGAAGAUGAACAAAGCAAGGAAAGAAUACACGACGCCCCGCUUCGCCGCAGUUUCGCUCGCUGAAGUGCAUAAGCGCUGCGACUGCGCUGCUACUGCACUGGAGGUACUCGGAAUUCUGCAGCUGGAAGCGCGUCCGAGCACUGCUGAAGACGAUGGCGCUGCAAUGGAGAAAAUCUGGAGCGAUUUUUUGCUGGCGGAGCGCUCCUCAGCCGAUCAAAACCGCUGCCGUCGCUGGUUGCGAUGCUUGGAACUCGUCUGCGGUAGUUCUACGACAACUUCUGCAGAAGUUGAGGCAAAGUUGAAAACUGUCGUUUCCCUUGCUGUACAGUCGGGGUUGGUGCCACAGCUUUUACGAAGUGCAAAGCUCAAUGGCGAGCACGCCUGGCACGAGCGGCUGCGCGAAAUGCUGGAGACGGCUGAAGAAAAUAAUGACGCAGGUGAUCAUGAUCCUGAUGCAGGUCCGCGUGUCCUGGAUCGGAGGAAAGCAGCGGCCAAGCAGCGGAGACAGCAGCGGCGCCAUGAACAAGCAGCGAGGAGAGAAGAGGAAGAUGAAUUUGAAGCAGCUGCGAACCGAGCCGGCAAUAAUGAGAGUGAAGACGAGGAGUACAAUUCUGAGGAAAAAAUGAUCGACGAUGCUGGUGCACAGGAAAGCAACCGGAUCCCGCACGCGCGGUUGGAAGGUCCCAUUACCUGGAUCGAUACAACCGCCGGGCUCGAAGAGAUGCAGGGCCUGCUGAGAAGACAGUACGAAGCAUCUUCAUCACGCAAAGUCCAUGUCGGGCUUGACACAGAGUGGGGAUACAGUAAGUCGGGAACAGCCACGAAGUGCUGCAUGAUGACGCUGCAGGUGUCUUUUCUCGACGCAGGGAAUAGUAGCAGUAGUGGGUCCUCAGGAUCAUGGCACAACUACGUUAUUGACACGAGCCCGGACGCCGCAUUGAGAAGCGACGAGUACUCCCGUGCCUUGGAAGAGUUUCUCGUCACUGAUCUCAUGCAUCCGUCCUGCCUGCCAUUAGGUUUCAGUUUCGGCCACGACAUACCGAAAAUAGCAGCUCUGCUGCAGUGGUUACGAAGUGGUAACACAAAUAGUAGACCUGCUGCGGCCAGCACCGAGGAAAAGGACAAACUGGACGUAGAUGUUUUUGUGUGCAGAUUCCGCCAGCAAGUGCUCGAUGUCCAAUAUCACACAGAAAAGAGCUGGCAGGGCAUAUUUGUAAUGCAAAAAUAUAUACACAAAAAUCUGCAUUGCAUAUCCGAAACAGCAUGCUAUGGGGCCACCCAUGACAAAUUCUUGUGUGUGUUUGUUUUUGCAUCACAGAUAUGCCCUGCCAGCUUUUUUCUCUGGGAUAUCCAGCAGAUCUACACGCAAUGGCAGGAGAAAUCGCAGCGAUUGAUGCAGAAAAACGUCAAGCGUGGAGCGACGCCCGGGUUGCGUGCAGUGACCGCCGCCUUGCUCGGGCAGGACUUGAGCAAGAAGGAACAGCGGUCGGACUGGGCACUGCGGCCUUUGACAUCGCGGCAGUUGCAGUAUGCAGCGCUUGACGCACAAGUACUGGUGCGGUUAGCGGAUAUCAUACUCAGCAGCUCCUCCAACAAAGCAGAUCACUGAGGGCGGUGUUGAGAUGCGUGGAAUUUUUUCAAAUUAGCAGAACUUUGUGAAUCAAAAUGUACCUCAUUUUGCACAAGAACUAAUGUACCCUUUUCGGAAUUUCUACUUCAUGAAGCCGAAGUCUCUACUUUUGGUGCGAAUGACGCUGACAUUUUUUGUAGAAUUUUUGAUCUAUGUUCUUUUGGAUUCAGGUUUUUGCGCAU
Amoebophrya sp. A120 is the source of this 5008-nucleotide messenger RNA. The record is from the annotation of a GenBank genome assembly. NCBI's taxonomy places the organism in Eukaryota, Dinophyceae, Syndiniales, Amoebophryaceae.